CAUCAAUUUGGUUACUUAAUAAAGCAUCUAUGUUUUCAUUUUUAAUAUAUUUCGAUAGUAGCUUUACGAAUUUUAAAACUAUACUCGGUGCUAGCAUGAACGAACUACUUAAGAUAUUAUUGCAAUUGUGUGUAUUAUUUCGUACCUGUACAUCGUUCACCGGAGAAUUGUUCCCAUUCCAGAGAUACAACGAUUGUAAAAUACAAGAGUACUAUUCGGUCAAUACCCUAACCUGUAAGAUAUGCCAAAAAGAAAGAUUUCUGGUACCGACGGAAGACAAAUUGUCUUGUACUUGUAACGAACGAACUAAGAUUACUCGAUGGGAAGGAGAAUUUCCAUAUUGUGUACUUUGUAAAGAAAACGAAGAACCUACUUAUGAUCGAGAAGAAUGCAUACCAUGUCCCGUUGAUUCCAAUAAUAAAUCCAAGUGUUUCCAAAACACCGUCAAUUGCCAACAGAAUGAAAUAUUUGUGGAACGAGACAUAAGAGGAGAUCUACUACCGACGAAAUCAUGUACAACUUGUGCCGAUGGGAAUGCACCGAAUGACCUGAAGACUGCCUGCAUCCCUUGCCAAAUUCCAAAUUGCACGUGCCCAUCGACGACCCACGAGCUUCUCGAUUCCGAUGUUUGUGCUCCUAAAACCGAACUGACGACGUUGCCCGACGAACAAGGCAUUUAUAUGGUAGAUUUCGACAACGUUCAUCAAAUAAUUAGAUCUCAUUAUUUAAAAGUUCAUUUGAGAUCGUCGCUUUAUAAAUGUAUAAAAUUGAAGAAAAGCAAAGCGUGCCAAGCUGUGGCCAAUAUGUGUGUGAUGCUUUUGUACAAAGAUGAACAGAAUGGUGGACCUUGUAGAAUUUUUCGAGAAUAUAGGUAUAUUCCAACGUCCACGUCGAAUAAUAAUCAUUUACCUUGGUUGUACUACGGUGAAGGAGAUGCGUCUAUUUUACUCAAUAGGAAGAAGAUAGAAACUCAUUACAGUCUAUACUCCGAUAAUAAAGAUAGCAUGCUACAUUUCUACGCAGCUCAUUACGCUUUGGAUGGCACCUUCUUAGGUUUACAACCAGUUACAGGGAGUGAUAUCCAAAUAUGUCCCGGAAUAUCAAAAUAUAUGAAUCUGGCAUUCCGUUUUGGAUCUCGGUACAAACAUUCGUGUACUUUGACAGCCAAAGAAUUGUUACAGAAGACUUCCCAUAAUGAGUUCCUGGAUUUAUAUUUACAGCAUUACGAUAAAUCUCAGUCUUUAUUGUACGCGGUGCCUUUGGUGAUUAAAAAUAUAUCGGUCAAUGCCGAAUUUUCAAAUAAAGACGUAGAUGUCUCUCAAUGGUUACUCACCAGGCGAUUUUUCUUCCUUGAUAAUAUCAGCGGAGUUGCCUACUCAUCAGAUAAACUGAAAAUGGUAUCGGAUGUAUCACCCUCGGUCAUUCGAUAUUUGAAAUCAGCCAAAUUAUGGAUUAAAACCAGAAGGGAGAAAGAAGACGAGGGUAAAAUUUAUCCGCCAUUUUUGAUCCUCGAGUAUGGAGAAUUGACUCAUGAUGAUGUGACAACAAAUGCUUACGUGCAUUUUUCAUUUUCUGUGGAUUAUUACAUGGAUAAUGAUAUUCCUCAUAUCAUCGACGUCACAAUAGGCAUUUUAAGCGCUGCUGUGGUAGUCUGGUCAGGCAUUCAGACUUGGAGCUAUUGCAGACGUUCUGGACAAGUCACCAUCGACAUGUCCACCCUCCUAGAGCUUGGAUUGACCUGCUGCGGGUACUUUUCAGACAUGUUAUUCAUCGUGGCUGCUGCAGUCGCCCUGCACACGUUACUCUUUUACAAAGCUCAAAGUGUGGCUUACAUCAUGUUGCCAUCUGAGAACCUAGAAAACACCAUAAAUAAAUACAUCGUGGUAGCUUUUUUAUUAAAGAUAGUAGAAGUAGUCAGAUUAAUCUACGGUCAAAUGAAAAUCGAUAUAUUCCUAAUCGAUUGGGAAAGACCCAGAGCUACAGGAGGAGUAAACGCAACAGAAAUACAACAGCAGCCAGUGAGCAUCUGGAGGACUUAUUUUGUGGCUAAUGAAUGGAAUGAAAUUCAAACUAAAAGGAAAACUAGUCUAUUACUUCAGAUGUUACUCACUUUAUUGAUAUUAAAGGUCUACGGAGUAGAAAGCUGGACCCAAGCAGAUCCAGAUAUCCAUCUAGAACACAUCCCAUAUCGUCCAGAAAGCUUACUGCUCAGAUUCGGCGUCACUCUAGUCGUGUAUUUAUUUGUCUACCUAACUCAAUGGCUUCUGGUUGUCGGAGUUUACGAAAGGUAUAUUAAAAACGGUAUACAAGAAUUCGUCGACGUCUGUUCAAUGGCGAACGUCAGCGUUUUCAUCUUGCUACAAGAAAACUACGGAUACUAUAUUCACGGCAGGUCAGCCCACGGAUUCGCCGACACAGAUAUGCAAACUAUUCUGACUCAAUUGAGAAGAGAAGAAGAUGACUUAGUCGGUCACAGGGGACUUUUACCAGGCACAGAGCAACAGACCUUUCAGAUCAUUAUUCCGACAGCUUUGAGAACGUAUUAUAAUAAAGUUAUGUCACCGUUGAACAUUAUAAACAACAAACAUUCUGGUUCGACGUUCAGGAUGAAAGCGGUGAAUAACGACGAUGCUGGUAGAAUAGUCGACGCUUAUAAUAACAUGAAUAAGUUUCUGGCUGCAUUUCUCGAUCAUGCUUUGAAAGACUUGGAUUACGAAGUACGAGAGAAAUUAUUCGUAGAACAGCUUUUAGAUAUUGAAUUCAGCGAUUCGUUAGACCGAGGCGUUUUUUAUAUAGAUAACGGACAUUCUUUCGAUGGCGUAUUAUUCUAUGGCAACGAAGGAACGCUGUUUACUUUCGAUUUAAUGAUGUUUUUAUGUAUCGACGUGUUCUGCCAUGAUAUUUUGUACGCUGCUAUUUUGACGUUGAUUAUUUCUCAGAUUAUUGCAUGGUUGAGGAACAGAGGAGGUCGACGGAAUUUAGCAAAGAAAACGCUUGUCGAUGACAGAUUUCUAAUUUAAUUUUAUAUUCACUGUUCUGAAAUUGAUGUAUGCUCUUACCAAAGUUCUAUGUAUACGAAUGAGAAAUGCGAUACAAGGGUUUUAUGAGUUUUCCAUUCUACCUAAAUCGUAUUGAAAAUUACGAGUACAAAUUACAUUACGUGUAUUGUGUUAUUUUCUUUCGAUUUAUCGGUGUUCGGUAGGUAAGUUACAUCCUAUAUACUUAUCAGAAAACGUCAAGUUUAUUCGAAAGAUUUUGUACGUCUGCCUAUUUUUAAUCAUUUUUUAAACUAACUUAUGUAUUUUAUUCGUUACGGGAAUUUUUAUAAAUAUUUGUACUUCGUGUAAUUAAAUUGUGUACUUUUCCAA
This is a messenger RNA of Planococcus citri (citrus mealybug), 3368 nucleotides long. Its product is annotated as meckelin. Lineage: Eukaryota; Metazoa; Arthropoda; Insecta; Hemiptera; Pseudococcidae. Gene Ontology annotation, biological process: cilium assembly. Bases 30 to 3020 code for a protein of 996 amino acids. The record is from RefSeq and is a predicted model, not a curated record. The transcript is spliced from 15 exons. Gene Ontology annotation, cellular component: MKS complex; ciliary transition zone.